AUGGCGAUGGCGCGCCGGAAUGCCCAGAUCAUAGUGGAGUAUACCACAGCUUACCCCUUCAAGCUGCCUGAGUGUUCGUUGGUGUGCGUGUACUGCGAGGAGAGCGUAGCGACCACACAGUUCCAAACGCACAUGGAAUCUCAGCACCCAGAAGCCAAAGUCAAAAUAGCGUUCGCUCAUUUGAACGACGGCUACAUCAAAGCUGAUUGCACAGAUUUAAAAUGCAGAACUUGUUCAAACAAGUUCGAAACGCUUGAAAAUAUCGCAGAUCAUCUUGUGUCAGCACACAAAUUGCCUUUAGAUCUAAAUUUCGAUUUGGGAGUGCAACCGUUUAAGUUCGGAACUGAACAGUUAAUAUGCACAAUGUGUGCAAUGAAAUUCGCGACAAUUCGAUCGUUGAGUAGACACACGCAAUCUCAUUUUAGAAAGUGCACGUGUGAGCUAUGUGGCAAGUCUUACUUAACAUCAUCCUCUUUGCUACAUCACAUGAAAAUCAUCCAUUCAAUUAGUAGAGAGCAAAGGAUAUGCGAGAAAUGUAAACGCGUUUUUGAUUCGCUCGAAGCUAGGAGGAAGCACGUUUUGGAAUCUCCAAAAUGCUGGAGAUAUUCGUGCAAAUGCUGUUUCGAGAGAUUCGUAUCGGCUACUUUGAGAAACGCACAUCAGAAAGAGGUUCAUGGCAUCGAUAAAAGAUCUUACGCGUGUCCAGAAUGUAAAAAAGUAUUUCCGGACGUAAUGCGAUAUAGAAUACAUCAUAAAAUUCAUCAUACAGACGAAUUUUUCGCGUGCGCAUGCGGUCGCAAAUUUGAGUCCAAAUAUCAAUUGCAGAAACACCGCGUGACACACACUAAAGAAAGAUUGUUUUCGUGUCCGGAAUGUGCCAAAUCGUUUCCGAGAAAAAACACCCUGAUGGGCCAUAUGUGGAUUCACAGUGAGAACAAGAGAUUUGUUUGUAAGAUUUGUAAUAAACAGUUCAAUCAGAAAGUCAGCUGGAAAACACAUAUGAAGUCAUAUCAUCCCGAGACGGUGGUUUAAACCUUAAAAAUCUAUCUUUUUCUACGAAGGUUGCAGUCUGUCCAUUAAGAAUAGAAAAUGAAUGAAGGUGUUGUGUUUAACAACCAAUCAUGGCUAUUAGAUUUGUUAGUGCAAUAGGAGAAAAUAUAGUUCGUUAAAGCCUUUUUCUAAAAAUUAGUUAGAAUAUAUAUGUCCGUCCAAAUCAAAAGGGACCUUAUGGCGGCUGGCACAUAAGUCUUUAUUGCCGUUGUUCGAAUACAAAACAACGGCAUUAAUGGCGUAAGUGCCGGGCGCCUUAAGGUCCCUUUUUAUUUGGACGACCAUAUAUGAGUAUCCAUCCACAUGGUAGCAUAGAUAGAUUUAAGCAGUGUUGUCUCAGUUAAUUCCCAAAAAGCGAAAAUUGUUUUCACUGGACUUUUAGGGUAUUGGGUGUAGUUACAUCUCUGUUCGGCAACGUAUGGGUUGCCACGUAAGCAUGGGAUGAUUUAGACGAUGUUUCGUUACUGCCAAAACGUUUUCCAGGAAAGACACGUUGGCUGGUCACAUGUGGAUUCACAAUGAGAAUGUAAAAUUUGUAAUAAGACGUUCAAUCACAAAGUCAGCUGGAAAACGCUUAUGAAGUCUUACCAUCCUAAAGUAAAUUAUAUAAAAAUUACGUUUGAUAUAAGUAGGAUUUCCGUGGCGCAGAAUAGUGCUACCGACGUCCGAAACCAAUACAUUUAUCAUAUGAAUUUUAUGCUUAGAAAGAUUUGUAAUUUAAAAUUUGACGUGAAAAAGUACCUUUGAAGGUCUAAUUUCUGAAAUGCUCAAAGCAUUUCAGAAAUUAGACCUUUGUAGUGAAAA
Plodia interpunctella (Indianmeal moth) is the source of this 1854-nucleotide messenger RNA. RefSeq names its product zinc finger protein 98-like. Gene Ontology annotation, molecular function: DNA-binding transcription factor activity, RNA polymerase II-specific; RNA polymerase II cis-regulatory region sequence-specific DNA binding. The transcript has a single exon. The coding region runs from base 1 to 1032 and encodes 343 amino acids. Gene Ontology annotation, biological process: regulation of DNA-templated transcription. The record is from RefSeq and is a predicted model, not a curated record. NCBI's taxonomy places the organism in Eukaryota, Metazoa, Arthropoda, Insecta, Lepidoptera, Pyralidae.